AUGGGCAAAGUUAUAAGUGGUAGAGUUUUUAAUGGCUCCUUUCUGCUUUUUGUAUUCGCUUAUAGCUGCCGCGCAAAGGACUUGUAUUCUUUUAACGCGUACAGGGUCUCCUGUGACCAAGUCAGUCCUAAAUUGGCCCACAACUACACAUGCUCAACUCGAAGCUUAAAUCGCACUGUGAAGGCUCACACUAUCCGGAUCACACUUCUUCCGAACGUGAUCCUCAACAACAUAUACGUUCGCAUUAGUUACAAUCAGAGAAUUAACAACGCUUAUCGACGAAGCAUAGGUGAUUAUGAAGACGAUUUUUGCCGAUUUUUAAAUGGAACUGUCAAGAGUCCUUUGAUAAAAAUCCUGUGGCCGUAUUUGAAAAAAACCAGUAAUUUGCGAGACCAAUGCCCUUAUUCAGGUGUGAUCAAUAUAACCGACCUUGUGUUUGGAGAGGAAUAUCUUCCACCCGCUCUCCCUGAAGGACAAGCAAGGCUGGAUAUUCACGUUCGAAAUGGUCCACAACGUGUGUCAGUUGCAAAUGUGAAAUUUUUUAUUGAAGUGAAACCAAAAGGUGCUGCUAAGCUGGAUUUCUAA
Molecule: messenger RNA, 585 nt
Organism: Hermetia illucens (black soldier fly)
Lineage: Eukaryota; Metazoa; Arthropoda; Insecta; Diptera; Stratiomyidae
Exons: 4
Coding region: 1-585 (194 amino acids)
Source: RefSeq, a predicted model, not a curated record